This is a messenger RNA of Pleurotus ostreatus (oyster mushroom), 1344 nucleotides long. RefSeq names its product alpha-tubulin. Gene Ontology annotation, molecular function: structural constituent of cytoskeleton; GTP binding. The transcript is spliced from 7 exons. Bases 1 to 1344 code for a protein of 447 amino acids. The record is from RefSeq and is a predicted model, not a curated record. Lineage: Eukaryota; Fungi; Basidiomycota; Agaricomycetes; Agaricales; Pleurotaceae. Gene Ontology annotation, cellular component: nucleus; spindle; microtubule. Gene Ontology annotation, biological process: nuclear division; microtubule cytoskeleton organization; mitotic cell cycle.
AUGCGUGAAGUCAUCUCAGUACACGUCGGCCAGGCUGGUGUCCAGAUCGGUAACGCCUGCUGGGAACUCUACACCGUCGAACAUGGGCUGAGCCCUGACGGCCGCCUCAUGGAAGGUUCUCCAUCAACGAACGAUGACGGCUUCAGCACGUUUUUCUCGGAGACCUCUUCUGGGAAACACGUUCCUCGCUCGCUUUACGUUGACCUUGAACCCAAUGUUAUCGAUGAAGUGAGGAACGGCACGUACAGGAGUCUCUUCCACCCCGAGACUCUUGUCACUGGCAAGGAGGAUGCUGCCAGCAACUAUGCCCGUGGUCACUACACGAUUGGAAAGGAGCAGAUCGAUCUUGUAAUGGACAAAGUCCGUCGAUUGGCGGACAACUGUUCUGGGUUGCAAGGUUUCUUCAUCUUCCACUCUUUCGGUGGCGGAACUGGUUCCGGCCUUGGUGCUUUGAUCUUGGAACGUCUUUCUACCGACUACGGCAAGAAGUCCAAGCUGGAAUUCAGCGUGUAUCCUGCUCCCACCAACGCCAACUCCAUUGUGGAGCCAUACAACUCUGUCUUGACCACGCAUACCACGCUUGAGCACUCUGACUGCUCUUUCAUGGUUGACAAUGAAGCCAUUUACGACAUCUGCAAAAAGAACCUCAAUAUCACGUCUCCUUCUUUCACGAACCUCAACAGAUUAAUCGCUCAAGUGGUUUCUUCGAUAACGGCUUCGCUGCGUUUCGAUGGCUCCUUGAACGUUGAUCUUAACGAAUUCCAGACCAACUUGGUUCCCUUCCCACGUAUUCACUUCCCUCUCGCCACCUUUGCCCCAAUUCUCUCCGCUGAGAAGGCCCACCACGAACAGAACUCUGUCGCUGACAUGACGUAUUCUUGUUUCGAGACCGGCAACCAAAUGGUUAAGUGUGACCCGAGAGAAGGCAAAUACAUGGCUUGUGCUCUUCUCUACCGUGGUGACGUUGUUCCCAAGGACGUCAACACUGCCGUCGCCGUCAUCAAGACCAAGCGUACCAUUCAAUUUGUUGAUUGGUGUCCUACUGGUUUCAAGAUCGGUAUCUGCAAUGAACCUCCCGCGAACGUUCCUGGCGGUGACCUUGCCAAGGUCUCUCGCUCCAUGUGCAUGUUGUCGAACACGACUGCUAUUGCUAGCGCAUGGAGUCGCCUCGAUCACAAAUUCGAUCUGCUGUACUCCAAGCGUGCCUUUGUUCACUGGUACGUUGGUGAGGGCAUGGAGGAAGGUGAAUUUGCUGAAGCUCGUGAGGAUCUUGCUGCUUUGGAGAAGGACUACGAAGAAGUUGGAAUUGAUUCGGCUGAUGUUGAGGAGUCGGGAGAAUAUUAG